CCAUCAUCAACCUCCUUUACAAAUUCGCCUUUCGAUGCCAAAAGCUGUGGAUCCUAUGUGAUGGAUUCUGCCCACGGGAAAUGUAAAGCGUGGAGAACAGCUGUGUGUGGCAUGAUCUCUUCAGCUCAGCAAGGCAAGAUCAUCGCCAUGUUGUGGGACAAAAGAGUACCCCUUCAGUGUCAGGGACCUACCUGCUCUCCCCAAUCCCCCAGUCCACUGCCAGUACCAGCGGCAACGACACCGUAAUCUAAGCACUACUGCGGAUCCGAGGACCCAGAAGAGGGAUGAUCCCAGCUACAAGAGUCAAGCAGGGCGGAAGAGAAAAAGAAAAAUCCACCAGGGAGCGAAAAGCGACCUGGUGUAGCAACCGUGCGGGGAAGAAAAGAAGAUUUCCAGAGUCCGAGGC
Messenger RNA from Aspergillus aculeatinus CBS 121060, 406 nucleotides. RefSeq lists its product as uncharacterized. NCBI's taxonomy places the organism in Eukaryota, Fungi, Ascomycota, Eurotiomycetes, Eurotiales, Aspergillaceae. The coding region runs from base 61 to 246 and encodes 61 amino acids. The record is from RefSeq and is a predicted model, not a curated record. The transcript has a single exon.